AUGGAGUUAGAAGAUGGUCGAGCCAAACCCAUGAACGAGCCGCCGGUGGACUGGAAGGAGAUCCAUCUCGCAUCCUCUUAUACCUACCCAGCUCCUCCUCGGGAGCCGCUCAGCAAGUGGACUCAAGCCGGUCUGACCCUGGAGUCGUUCAAGAAGCGAGACUAUGGCAACGGAAUUGCUGAGUUUGACCGGCCUAUGAAGCGGCGUCAUGUUCAGAUGAUUGCGAUUGGCGGCUCCAUUGGUUCUGGGUUCUUUGUCGGCUGCGGCUCGGCUCUGCACAAGGGCGGACCCGCGUCGCUCUUGAUUGACUUUAUCAUCGUCGGAGUUAUGGUUUUCAACGUCGUCCAAGCGCUUGGUGAACUCUGCAUUAUGUAUCCUAUUUCCGGAGGACCCUACACUUACGCGACUCGGUUUAUCGAUCCCUCAUGGGGCUUUGCCGUUGGCUGGAACUAUGUCGUCUCCAACACGUCGACUUUCGCCCUUGAACUUACCGUCUGCGCCAUCACCAUGCAAUUCUGGGACAUGAAUACAAAUCCCGGGGUCUGGAUCGCUGUAUUCCUCGCUCUUGUCAUGAUUGUCAACAUCUUUGGCGCCAUCGGCUAUGCUGAGGAAGAAUUCUGGGCCUCCCUUCUGAAACUGAGCUCCGUCGUCAUCUUCCUUAUCAUCGCCAUUGUCCUCGUUUGCGGCGGCGGCCCAUCAAGCGGUCAGUACGAUCACUACUGGGGCGCUCGUCUGUGGCAUGAGUCACCUGGGGCUUUCAAGAACGGCUUCAAGGGCUUCUGCUCUGUCUUCGUUACGGCCGCCUUCUCCUUCUCCGGCACGGAGCUCGUUGGAUUUGCUGCUGCUGAGGCAAAGAACCCCGCCCUCUCUAUGCCCGGCGCCAUCAAGCAGGUCUUCUGGCGUAUCAGCAUCUUUUAUAUCCUUGGCCUCUUCCUCAUUGGUCUUCUCAUCAAAAGCGACGAUCCUUCUCUGCUUUCUACCAGCGCCUACUCCGACGCCAAGACAUCUCCUUUUGUGCUGAUCGCCAAGUACGCGGGACUGAAUGGACUUGACCACUUUAUGAAUGCCAUUAUCCUCGUCUCCGUCCUGUCCAUUGGUGUCGCUACCGUGUUUGGAGGCUCCCGAACAUUGACUGCUCUGGCUCAGCAAGGCUACGCCCCCAAGGUCUUCACCUACAUUGACAAGAGCGGCAGACCUGUUAUCUCGGUGGGAACCAUCUUCUUCUUCAGUCUGAUUGCCUUUGUCAACUUGGACGCCAAAGGCCCUGUCGUCUUCGAGUGGCUCCAAGCCAUCUCCGGUCUCUCCACCUUCCUUAUAUGGGGGUCGAUCUGCUUCGCUCACAUUCGCUUCCGCCAAGCAUGGAAGCACCAGGGGCACGCCCUCGACGAGAUUCCAUUCAAAGCCGCUGGGGGCAUCUACGGUUCAUGGCUGGGUCUGAUUCUCAUCAUCCUUGCUUUAGCUGCUCAGUUUUACACAGCCAUCGUCGCACCACCUGGAGAGCAUGGCAUGGGUACGGCCGAGGGGUUCUUUGAGGAUUACCUUGGCUUGCCAGUUGUGUUGUUUUUCUUUACCUGCGGUCUCAUCUGGCAUCGCCAAGGGCUUCUGACGAUCGCUAAGAUUGAUGUUGAUACCCAUCGGGCGGUGCAUAACUGGGAUGAAAUCAAUGACCGACGGGAAAAAAUCGCUGCGUUCCCGUUCUGGAAACGAAUGGUUUGGAUGUUAUUCGUGUGA
This is a messenger RNA of Exophiala dermatitidis NIH/UT8656, 1731 nucleotides long. RefSeq names its product AAT family amino acid transporter. Gene Ontology annotation, biological process: amino acid transmembrane transport. The record is from RefSeq and is a predicted model, not a curated record. Gene Ontology annotation, molecular function: amino acid transmembrane transporter activity. Gene Ontology annotation, cellular component: membrane. NCBI's taxonomy places the organism in Eukaryota, Fungi, Ascomycota, Eurotiomycetes, Chaetothyriales, Herpotrichiellaceae. Bases 1 to 1731 code for a protein of 576 amino acids. The transcript has 4 exons.